AUGAAUCACUAUCUUCCAUUUGUCCUAUUGUCCAUCUUCCUGUCUGUGGUUCCAAAUGCAUGGUGCCAAGAAGAUGUUUGCUCCAAGUCCAAAGUAAACUCUUGCAAUGACUGUAUCACAUCAGGGCCAUACUGCGCUUGGUGUCAACAACUGAAUUUCACCAAAGCAGGUGAGCAGGAGUCGGCACGCUGCGACACUCAAGCUAAUUUGAUGGGAAGAGGCUGCAAGAAAGAAGAAAUUAUCAACCCACUGAGCAGUCAACAAGUAGACAAGAAUGAACCUUUGUCUACAUCAUUCAAUAUGGAAGAGCCCGUUCAACUUAGCCCACAGAAGAUAAGUCUAAGAUUGCGACCUGGGCUUUCAACUACUUUUAGUGUUUCAUUCAAAAGAAUUCAAGGCUAUCCAGUUGAUCUCUAUUACCUGAUGGACUUGUCUUUCUCCAUGAGAGAUGACUUACAGAAUGUGAAAGGCCUGGAAGAUCUCUUUAAAUCUCUGGAAAAGUUUACAGAACAUGCUCAGAUUGGGUUUGGUGCCUUUGUUGAUAAGACAGUUCUUCCAUAUACCAACACCAACAAGAAGAAACUGCUGAAGCCAUGCGAAGGCAAUGUGCAGUGUCAAUCCCCCUUUGGCUACCGUCAUGUGCUGAGUUUGACGCCAAGGAUUGAUGAGUUCAAAGACAAAGUAACAGGGCAGUUAAUUUCUGGGAACUUGGAUUCUCCAGAAGGGAGUCUUGAUGCCAUGAUGCAGGCUGCUGUUUGUGGGGAUAAAAUUGGUUGGAGGAACAGCAGCACUCGACUGCUUGUCUUGGCAACUGAUGAUGGAUUCCAUAUGGCUGGAGAUGGAAAAUUGGCUGGUAUCCUAGAACCUAAUGAUGAACAGUGUCAUAUGUACAAAUCUAUUUAUACCAAGAGCAAUGAAAUGGACUACCCAUCUGUUGGACAAAUAGCAAGGCAGUUGGAAAAAGAAAAUAUUCAACCCAUAUUUGCUGUGACGGAAAAUAUGGUAAACAUGUACAAGAACCUCUCCAAAAUGAUUCCAAAAUCUGAAGUGGGACUUUUGUCUAACGAUUCCAAUAAUGUUGUUCAGUUGAUUGAAACUGCAUACAAUAAAUUGUCUUCAAAAGUUACACUGACCCAUGAAAAUCUCCCUGAAAAUGUUAGAGUCGUCUAUACACCACGCUGUAAACACGCAAAGCAAGAAGGAGAAAACAAAGGAGUUUGUGACAAUGUUCUUGUGGGACAGGAGAUUUCUUUUGAUAUAACAAUCACAGCAGACUCCUGCAUCGAGAACAAGACAUUCUCAAUCAGACCACUGGGCAUUAAAGAUACAUUGACAGUGACCUUGUCGACAAGCUGUGAGUGUCAGUGUAAAGAUCCGAGGGAAAGUAACCAACAAUACUGUAAUGCCAGGGGAACAAUAGAGUGUGGUAUUUGCAGUUGCAACCAAGGCUCUGUCGGUCAGUUCUGCGAGUGCUCCAUUGGCAACAAAGAUGAACACUCCAUUAAAGAGUCAUGUAAGGGCCCAAGUGGUUCUGAAUGUGAGGGUCGUGGAGAUUGUGUGUGCGGGAGAUGCCAGUGCCACACAACAGCAAGUGGAAGCAGUUACCAUGGUGACUUCUGUCAAUGUGACGACGAACACUGUGAGAAGUUCCAGAAUAAAUUAUGCGGAGGAAAUGGUAAGUGCAACUGCGGCAAAUGUGAAUGCUACCCAGGCUUUGAAGGCUCAGCGUGUCAGUGCACAAAAUCAGAAGAGGGGUGUCGUACCCCAAAUAAUACCAUUUGCUACGGGAGAGGAGACUGUAAGUGUAACCGGUGUGAGUGUAAAAAUACAUACCAACGUCCACAUUGCCAGAAAUGUCUCGGUUGCCCGGACCCGUGCCAAGUCAAAUCAAAUUGCAUUGAAUGUCUCGGUUUUCAAUCUGGUCCUUUUAAUAAGAACUGCAGCGCGGCUUGCCGCGAGAGCGUUUUGCAUGAAAUGGUAGAUCAGUUCACAAUUGCGAGCAAAUUGUGCAAGCAAAGGGACACAAAUGGUUGUUGGAUGAAAUUCAAGUUGGAUCAACUAUUUGGAGAGGAUAAGUUCAUGGCUGAAAUUCUGAAAGAGAGAGAGUGUCCAGAACCACCCAGUGUCGCGGCUAUCAUCGGGGGUUCUAUUGCGUCCGUGGCUCUCAUCGGCAUCUUGUUGUUAUUGCUGAUUAAGCUGCUUAUCUACAUGAAAGAUCUGAAAGAGUUCAGGAAGUUUGAAAAUGAAAAGAAGAAAUCCAAAUGGGCAGAGGCAGACAAUCCACUUUUCCAGAAUGCCACCACUACUGUGACCAAUCCAACCUUCACUGGAGAAAAAUAG
Messenger RNA from Nerophis lumbriciformis (worm pipefish), 2340 nucleotides. The record is from RefSeq and is a predicted model, not a curated record. NCBI's taxonomy places the organism in Eukaryota, Metazoa, Chordata, Actinopteri, Syngnathiformes, Syngnathidae.